Punica granatum (pomegranate) is the source of this 1559-nucleotide messenger RNA. The record is from RefSeq and is a predicted model, not a curated record. Lineage: Eukaryota; Viridiplantae; Streptophyta; Magnoliopsida; Myrtales; Lythraceae.
UCAUCAUCAUCAUCAUCACCACCACCUUGCCCACCCACCUCCUCCCCUAUAUAUCCCCAACUUUUGCCUCCAUUUUCUCCCCUUCAAACAAUUCAAGCUCUCAUCAGAAAAUCAAACCCCUAAUUACUGUCAACUGCUCAGGUCGAAGUAAUGGGCGAGCAGGUAGAAGUGGCGAAGAAUGAAGGGGAGAAGAAGGACGCAGCCCCCACCGCAGACGCCGGAGCUAAGAAGGACGACGGCAAUGACAUCAUCGUCCUGAAGAUGGACAUGCACUGCGAGGGAUGUGCGAAGAAAAUCCGGCGAGCUAUCCGGAAUUUCGAGGGUGUUGAAGACGUGAAGGCCGACAGCUCCAACAACAAACUAACGGUGACCGGCAAGGUGGACCCCGCGAAGGUCAAGGCGAGGCUGGAGGAGAAGACCCGCAAGAAGGUCGACAUCAUCUCUCCCCUACCCAAGAAGGACGCCGCCCCCGCCGGCGACAAGAAGCCCCCGGCUGACGAGAAGAAGGAAGAGGAGAAGAAACCUAAACAGACGACGGUCGUCAUGAAGAUCAGAUUACACUGCGAUGGCUGCAUUCAGAAGAUCAGAAAAAUCAUCUUAAAGAUCAAAGGGGUAGACUCGGUGAACAUCGAGGCAGCAAAGGAUCUAGUCGCGGUGACGGGGACAAUGGACGUGAAGGAGCUAGCCCCGUACCUCAAGCAGAAGCUCAAGCGCGGCAUCGAGGUGGUUCCUCCGCCGGCCAAGAAGGACGGUGGUGGCGCGGACAAGAAGGAGGGUAAAGAAUCCGGUGGCGGAGACAAGAAGGAGGGCAAGGAAUCUGGAGGUGGAGACAAAAAGGACGGUAAAGAAGCCCCUGCCGCGGCAGAGAAGAAGGAGGGUGGAGAUGGCGGCAAGACGGACGGUGGAGACGGCGGAAAGAAAGAGGAGAAUAGCAAGGAGGUCAAGGCUGAAAAGAGUGGAGAGCAGAAGCUGGAAAUGAGCAAAUUUGAGCACCACGGUUCUUACCAUUCGCAGCCGUCCUACUGGUAUGACCAAGGACAACCGAGCUACUACAGCCAUAGCUACGCGGUGGAGCCCUAUGGCUACCACGGUGGAUAUGCCGGCCCGCCGGCUCCAGUUUAUGCUCAUCCAGUGCACGAGGGAUACUCGCAUUACCCGCAGUACCCUGUGGAUCCACGGCUACAAGCGCCGCAGAUGUUCAGCGACGAGAAUCCAAAUGCCUGCUCCGUCAUGUGAGGUGGACUUGACUCGAGAGGGGUGUGUUAGGGAGAGAAAUUAUACAAUGGGGGUCCAAAUUGUAAAUAGUGGAAAACCCAACACAGUUUUCGGCGAAGUAAAUAUUGAAAUGGACGAAAAGGAAAUUACGUUGAAAUCGUCCUUCGUCGAUGAUCGAUGAGGUCAGAUAAAAUGCCGACCGCCCAAAUAAGCUCGGCCGGCGAGCUGGCCGGUUCAGUAGUUGGCAAUGGGUAGCAGUUGGCUGUUAUUUUUUUCUUGAUUAUAUAAAAAUUUUGUGACGCGUGUAUUAAUUUAAUGUUAUAUUAUAUAUUAUGUAUUAUAUA